GAUAUGUGGAUGAAUACUUUUCAUCUUGUGUUUAUUCGGUGUUUAGACGACUGGGUUCGUGCCGUUCACGUUUUAUCCAGCCGGGGGCGACGGCGAGCCUGUCUCUCACUUUCUGUGGCCGUAGAAGAAGAAGCGUCGCCAAACUCCGCUCAGCUUCAGCACCAGCGGGCUCUUCCGUCCUCCUCGCCUCCCCUCCCUCCCGCGCGCUCUUCCGUCCUCCUCGCCUCCCCUCCCCUCCCCGCCUUCGCCUCCACUGCGGAACAUCGGUCCGGUCGAAUUUCCGAACCGUCCUCCGCCUUCGCCAGGGCAGCCAGCGCACAGCCACCCGGCCCGGGGUCACCAUGGACAACAGCGGCAAAGAGAAGGAGGCCAUGCAGCUCAUGGCCGAAGCCGACAAGAAGGUCAAAUCGUCCGGCUCGUUUCUCGGCGGAAUGUUCGGCGGAAACCACAAGGUGGAGGACGCCUGCGAGAUGUACGCCCGGGCGGCCAACAUGUUCAAGAUGGCAAAGAACUGGAGCGCUGCCGGCAACGCGUUCUGCCAGGCGGCCCGGCUCCACAUGCAGCUUCAGAACAAACUGGACUCGGCCACCAGCUUCGUGGACGCGGGCAACGCUUACAAGAAGGCCGACCCGCAGGAGGCCAUCGCUUGUCUCAAUCAAGCCAUCGACAUCUACACCGACAUGGGUCGCUUCACCAUCGCCGCCAAACAUCACAUCACCAUCGCCGAGAUCUACGAGUCGGAGCUGGUCGACAUCGAGAAGGCCAUCGCCCACUACGAGCAGGCGGCCGACUAUUACAAAGGAGAAGAGUCGAACAGCUCGGCCAACAAGUGUCUGCUGAAGGUGGGCCACUACAGCGCCCAGCUGGAGCAGUACCAGAAAGCCAUCGAGAUCUACGAACAGGUGGCCAUGAGCACAAUGGACAAUCCGCUGCUGAAGUACAACGCCAAGGAGUACUUCUUCAAGGCUUCGCUGUGUCACUUCAUCGUGGACGAGCUCAACGCCAAGUUGGCCAUCGAGAAGUAUGAGGAGAUGUUUCCCGCCUUCUCAGAUUCAAGAGAGUUGAAACUGCUCAAGAAACUUCUGGAGGCCCACGAGGAGCAGAACAGCGAGGCGUUCACCGAGGCCGUCAAGGAGUUCGACUCGGUGUCCCGCCUGGACCAGUGGCUCACCACCAUGCUGCUGCGCAUCAAGAAGACCAUCCAGGGGGACGCCGGAGACCUGAAAUAGAACAAAGGAGGCCAGCAGGGGGGAGGGACGACUUUUAACGGCCAACGGGCUGAACUUGUACAUAUCGGUCUGCAUGUGACACCCCCCCCCCCCCCUACCAAGAAGCUAAGCAUCAGCUGUAGACCGCCCCUGUGUGUCCCUCUUCACACACACACACACACAGUAUUGUAACAGUGAGAACGUACUGUAUGAAUGAACGUGUGCGCUGAUUAUGUGAUGAGAAAAACUGAGCAAAUGACAAGGAACACACACACACGCACACAUAUAUGUUUAUGAUAACAUUUAUCGUCCAAAUGGAAACUAUUUGUUGUUUAUUAUGGCGCUCAGUGUUCAUAUAUUUUAGCAAUUAGCCCCCCCCCCCCCCGGUUUUGUUUUUGCGUCCCCCGUGUGACAUCCUCGCCCAGCGCCCGUUUGUGCAUGUCUGUGCUCGUGUGGGUGUUGACGUGUUCGCCGUGUCGUGCCGACGUGUCGGGGGAACGCGCGCGCCCCAGUAGUCUGCCGUCAUUCCUUGGUGUGCAAUGGGUGAAAAUCGAUCUUGAAAUAAAGACGUCAUCAUGCCA
Molecule: messenger RNA, 1789 nt
Organism: Syngnathoides biaculeatus (alligator pipefish)
Lineage: Eukaryota; Metazoa; Chordata; Actinopteri; Syngnathiformes; Syngnathidae
Gene: napba
Product: N-ethylmaleimide-sensitive factor attachment protein, beta a
Exons: 10
Coding region: 342-1229 (295 amino acids)
Biological process (GO): SNARE complex disassembly; intracellular protein transport; synaptic transmission, glutamatergic
Cellular component (GO): terminal bouton; vacuolar membrane; synaptobrevin 2-SNAP-25-syntaxin-1a complex
Molecular function (GO): syntaxin binding; soluble NSF attachment protein activity
Source: RefSeq, a predicted model, not a curated record